Molecule: messenger RNA, 867 nt
Organism: Echinostoma caproni
Lineage: Eukaryota; Metazoa; Platyhelminthes; Trematoda; Plagiorchiida; Echinostomatidae
Source: the annotation of a GenBank genome assembly
AUGCACUUUUGAUACGUCUGGGCUGAUGAUAAAGAACAUUGCGAGGAGUAUGGUCGCAUGCUUCAAGCUGAUCCGAACAAGGUUUCCUCACGUGCCAAAAAGCGUGGUCUUCCCCAGUUGGGGACUCUGGGUGCUGGAAAUCACUAUGCCGAGAUUCAAGUUGUGGAGGAGAUUUUCGAUCGUCAUGCCGCGACAAAAAUGGGUAUUGAUCAGCUCAAUCAAGUCGUACUGAUGAUUCAUUGUGGCAGUCGAGGAAUGGGACACCAAGUCGCAACGGAUGCUCUGGUUGCCAUGGAACGCGCAAUGAAACGGGACAAAAUUGAGGUAAACGAUCGCCAGUUAGCUUGUGCUCAUGUGGACUCCCCAGAGGGUCAGGACUAUCUCAAAGCAAUGGCUGCGGCGGCCAACUAUGCUUGGGUCAAUCGAUCCUCUAUGACAUUCCUUGCCAGACAGGCUUUUGCAAAAAUUUUCAACUCCACACCGGAUGAUCUGGACAUGCAUAUUAUCUACGACGUAUCGCAUAACAUUGCCAAAGUGGAAGAACACUGGGUAGACGGCAAGAUCAAAACAUUGUUGGUACACCGGAAGGGAUCUACGCGUGCAUUCCCGCCGCAUCAUCCACUGAUUCCAGUUGACUAUCAGGUGAGCAAAGAUUUCAAUGAGAUAUCGUGUCUGCGUUUUUUGUUUACUGAAAUGUACAUAGCAAAACAAUCUCCCUCCCGUUGUUACCUCACAAUUUAUUCCCUUCUUAGUUCGGAAAUUGAAAUCCAAUUGAAAUCCACCGGAUGUAAGUCUAUUGCACCGGAUGCUGUUGACUUGUCGUAUGAGGAUCUCGACAACUUGAAAGCUCUCCCGCGUGAAUCGUGA